Anguilla anguilla (European eel) is the source of this 4207-nucleotide messenger RNA. RefSeq names its product general transcription factor 3C polypeptide 4-like. Gene Ontology annotation, biological process: transcription initiation at RNA polymerase III promoter. Gene Ontology annotation, cellular component: transcription factor TFIIIC complex. The coding region runs from base 34 to 2349 and encodes 771 amino acids. The transcript has 5 exons. Gene Ontology annotation, molecular function: histone acetyltransferase activity. The record is from RefSeq and is a predicted model, not a curated record. Lineage: Eukaryota; Metazoa; Chordata; Actinopteri; Anguilliformes; Anguillidae.
GGAGACACAGCUCUUGUUUUCAUUUGGAGGAAAAUGGCGGCUUCGAGCCCGGAUCGUGCUCCGGGCAGAGGAGAGACUGAAACCGAGCCGGACACCGGCACAUUGACAGGACAUGGACCGAUCGUAAAGAGAGAGCCAGUACUGAAGCUCUUAAGUCCGGUGUGCGGCCUGGAACCGCUAUCUUGGUCAGAAGACCACAGAAUAUCGGCCUCUUGUACAAAUAGUAUUUCUCUAAUGGAAAUGGUGUGCGACAUUCACAGCUAUAGCCGAGACCUGAUCAUACAUCGGACCUCCAUCCCCGUGCCAGAAGACGUUUGUGUGCUACAGGUUGGCCCCGAGCGAGAAGUGCAGGAGGCGAAGGAGAGGUUCGCCGGCUCCGACGACCCGGCGGUGAGCCAGGCCUUCAUGCUGGACCGCACGAUGAACCCCGCCGUGGGCGCGCUGCCGCCCCUGAGGGGCACCAAGUACACCAGCUGGUCCCCUCCGGGCUGCGACGGGAACGGGCGCUGCCUGCUGGCCGUGCUCACGCUGGACGGGCGCCUGACCGUGCAGAGCUGCGGGCGGAGGAUGCGCUGGACGCCACUGGCGGACCUGACCGAGCUGUACGGGCGCUCGCUGGCGGAGCAGGGCUACGCGCCGCCCGGCGCCGAGCCCCCGCUGGGCCCGCCCGACCAGCUGCCCGAGCUGCGGCGGCGGCACCGCAUGCAGGCGCCCGUGCGCAUGGAGUGGUCCAGCGUGUGCGCCACGCAGCGGGUGCAGACCAACAACGAGUGCAAGGACGUGGGCACCGUGCUGCUGGCCGUGCUGAUGGAGAACGGCGACCUGGCCGUCUGGCACCUGGCCCUGCCCUUCCUGGGGCCCGACUCGGUGGUGUCCUGCAGCACCCUGCCCUCGGGCGUGGCCCGCCCCAGCGCCCUGGCCUGGUGGGAGUACCAGCACGGCGGGCGCCGGAUGAGCGGCCUGAUCGUGGGCAGCUCGGCCGGGCCGGUCAAGAUCCUGCCCGUCAACCUGAAGGCGGUGAAGGGCUGCUUCACCCUGCGGCAGCCCGUGGUGCUGUGGCAGGAGGCGGACCAGAUCCCCGUGCUGGGCGUGCGCUGCGUGUCGCUGUACCACCCGCGGCAGAAGUGCGACUGCAGCUUGGUGGUGGCGGCGCGCGGGCCCUACCUCUUCUGGUGCCUCCUGCUCAUCUCCAAGGCCGGCCUCAACGUCCACAACUCGCACGUCACCGGCCUGCACGCCACGCCCAUCGUCUCCAUGGCGACCGGCCGCCGGGACGGCGCCGUCUUCACCUGCGCGUCCGACGGCUCCAUAAAGAGGCUGACGCCCGUCUUCACCGACGAGGCCGUGACCUUCCGGCAGGAGGCGCUGGAGCUCCCCGAGGGGGUGGCGGGGCGGCGGGUGCACGGCAUGGCAGUCAGCCCGUACGGGGCCUACCUGGCCCUGCUCACCUCCGAGGGCAUGAGGGGCUGGCAGCACCCGAUCUCCCGGGCCCACCAGGUGCAGCUGGUGACGCUGAAGACGGCGGACGCGGCGGCGGGCGAGGUGCUCCGCUCCGGGGUGCAGAGCCUGUUCCGGCAGGCCGACCUGCUGGACCUGGUGCGCUGGAAGGUCCUCCAGGACAAGCGCAUCCCUCCCGGCCUGCAGGGGGAGCUGGACGAGAAAGUGUGCGCCUCGGGCAGCGCCUACCUGCGGCGCUUCAAGCUCUUCCUGCUGCGCGUGCUCUACCAGUCGCUGCAGAAGGCCCCGACCGAGGCCCGCUGGCGCCCCGCGCCCAAGACCGCCAAGGUCUUCCUCACGGACGAGGACGGCGACGAGGACGACGGCGAGAGGCCCUCCGAGGGGGCGGAGUCCCAGGGGCAGGAGGGCGGGGCUUCGGAGGAGCAGGCGAGAGAGAUCACGGCCAUGAUUCAGGAGACGGAGACUCACCUGACGCGGGAGCACAUGAAGACCGUGCUGGGAGAGGUCUACCUGCACACCUGGAUCACCGAGAACACCAGCAUCCCCACGCGGGGGGUCUGCGACUUCCUCUCCAGCGACUCCACCUACGAGGACAGGGCAGCUGAGGUGCUGAUUGGUCACAUCUUCAAGAAGAUGAACAAGCAGACCUUCCCAGAGUACUGCAGCCUGUGUAAGGAGGUGCUGCCCUUCAGCGACCCCCGGCAGGCCGUCUGCAGCAACGGCCACAUUUGGUUCAGGUGUGUGCUGUCGUACCGGGCCUGUCAGUCGCUCGACUACAGACGCUGCCUCCUGGGGGACGGCAUCGCCAGGCACCCUGCGCCCGAAGACCCAGAUUGGAUCAAGCGGAUAUUACAAGGUCCCUGCACCUUCUGCGACUCGCCACUCAUUUAGCCUGGGUCUGGCCUGGGUCAGGUGAGGGUCAGGCCUGGGUCUGACCUGGAUUUGGCCUGGGUCAGGUGUGGCUCUGGCCUGGGUCUGUCCUGGGUUUAGCUCGGGUCUGGCCUGGAUCAGGCCCGGGUCUGUCCUGGGUUUGACCAGGGUCUGGCCUGGAUCAGGCCUGAGUCUGGCCUGGGUCGUGCUUUCUUUCUGGGACUCGAUGGGCUGUGGUGAAGAGCAGAUCCCGCCAUCCUCCCCUGCCAUUGAUGUGACUGAUGAUGAAGGAGCUGAAGGCAGCGCUCCAGUUCCACGCUGUUCCCCACCGUCCAUGUGACCAUUACAGAGCUCUGGCCGUUUAUAACAGUACAAGCGGCUAAGUUUCCCCCAGUAUUGUGCUUGGAACAUUGACACGUUACCAACUGAUGUUGAGGGGGGAAAAAACAAAAAAUCACACAAAAACGUUGCUGACUGUAUGAGCUCAGUGAACAGGACUCCGGGCCAAUUAGAUGAAGCGAGAGCGGGAGAGAUGGGGAGCGGCGUUUAAAACCCGACUCGCCCCCCGCCUCCCCCAUGGGGCGGGCUCCUAACGAGGUUCUGCUGUAAUGAGGUGCGGCUCGGAUUCCUCCGCCGGACCCAGGACUCCUUUUAAUUAAGGGGCGGGGGGAGGGGGGUAAAGAGUGCACGUUGUUAAAUAUAAUUAACCCUCGUUUGAGAACACGGGUCGGGGGACAUCUGCGUCGGCCGCGUAGCCGUGCGCACCCCGCCCCCGAUUCCGGUCGCCACGGAGACUGGCGGUUGGCGGCUCCUGAUCAGAGGUGCGGUCGGGCGUCGUUGGCGAUGGUGGCGCUCUCGCCCGCUGCAGGCUCUGUCAGGUACUGAUGACUGACGGCCUUAGGAUGCCCGGGCACGGCAGACUCCACAUUUCUGUGGUCCAUGAUGGACUCUAAAUGGUUGCCACAGCGACAAGUCCCGCCUACUCGGACACUAUUCGACCCGUUUCCUGAUCUGCCUCACCCUCCUGAGGUUGUCUGCGGUCACCUCUUCGCUAUGCGGUCAGAAUUUGCACGUUUUAAGGCAAAGGCUGUUAUCACCCAAAUAUCCGUCUUAAUUCUGAUGCUAGAUGUUAUGACUGAGUUUUUUAUUUUUUGAUGGUCAUGUUAUCAACCUUUUGUCUGGAAAGCAGCGCAUUUCAUAAACAAAAACCCGCUUUUCCCACGAUACGAUGCCGUAAUAUACGGUUUUGACACAGGAAGCAAUCUGUGCAGUACAAAAUGAGGCACGACAGGGACGGGGCCACAGGAAGGAGAGGUUGUGGUUUCCCUUUUCCUUUUCAGAACCAAAUAUGAGCUGAGCGUGACCAAGCUCCCCCUGUUUCUGCCGUCCGGAACCUUCCAUUCACAGUGUUUGUUGCCUUUGUGGAAACGCGCUGUCCAGAGCGUACAGUUUUUUUCUCUGAGAUAUUACGUAUUUAUUCAGUGGAAUUGUUAUUGAACCGGUGGGGGUGAAUCACCAUGGCAACCUCUACAAGGGGCCCAAACUGAGGGCCCCAUUUAGAGACACCGCUCUUCUUCCAGUCAUGUGCUCACUGCUCAACCAAUCGCUGCUCACCGCAGCCUCUUCGUUCUCUCACCCGGUUACGGGUCUUCUGGUGGUGUCGUAGAAAAACUUGAAUAAACGGGCGAGAAAACUAGCCGUUAGUAGACCCACGAGGUCUUCAAUUUUGGCGGUUCUGUCUGUGGGAGGAUUAAAAAAGAAAACGGGUUUUUGGGUGGUUCAGGCCAUUCAUUUUGCGUGACCUCAUACUUUUGCCAAGAAUUUGUGUUUUUGCUUCAAUUUUAUUGUUAUUUUGUAAAUAAACUGUUCUGGAUUUGUA